ACGGGUGCUGCUCGCCGGGGUCGGCUCCGAGCAGGAGGCUGCGCUGGCACCGCUGGGCUUUACCUCGAGUUCCUUUCCCUGCUUGCUGGGCAAGGUGUGGCCCUCCCUCCCCAUCACAGCAGCAAGCAGGGCGUGCUGCAGGAGCCUCUGGUGCAAAUCCAGCCCAGUUUGGGGCAGUUUGUGUUCUCCGGCAGAGCAGGUCUCCAGAGGAAGGACCCAAAGCUUCACCCGGGCUCGUGUCUCUGCUGCUGUCUCUCCUCCCUGGUGUAGCCAUGCAGACCCCGGCACCCUCCUGCACCCCAACCUCCCGCUGCUCCCCCGGGGCCGGCAGCACCGUGGGGAGCCGCUGACGGUGCCGGAUCCCUCCGGAGCCAUGCUGCCCGCCCGGCCCGGCCCGGCCCCCUGAGCGCCGCGUUCCCGGCCCGAGCUCUGCCCCAGCACGGCGUUGGCGAUGAGCGGGGGUCGCUUUUGCAUGGAGCGUUUGUCCUUCUGCCUCCUCCUGAGUGCCUGGAGCUGGGGGUGGGCGCCCGGGGGUGCUGCCAAGCCCAAAGGCCAGGGCUACCCGCACAUGAACUCCAUCCGCAUCGACGGGGACAUCACGCUCGGGGGGCUCUUCCCCGUGCACGGCCGGGGCGCCGAGGGCAAAGCCUGCGGGGAGCUGAAGAAGGAGAAGGGCAUCCACCGCCUGGAGGCCAUGCUCUUCGCCCUGGACCGCAUCAACAACGACCCCGACCUGCUGCCCAACAUCACGCUGGGCGCCCGCAUCCUGGACACGUGCUCGCGGGACACGCACGCCCUGGAGCAGUCGCUGACCUUCGUGCAGGCCCUCAUCGAGAAGGACAGCACCGAGGUGCGCUGCGUCAGCGGGGGGCCCCCCAUCAUCACCAAGCCCGAGCGGGUGGUCGGCGUCAUCGGCGCCUCGGGCAGCUCCGUGUCCAUCAUGGUGGCCAACAUCCUGCGCCUCUUCAAGAUCCCCCAGAUCAGCUACGCCUCCACGGCUCCGGACCUGAGCGACAACAGCCGCUACGACUUCUUCUCCCGCGUGGUCCCCUCGGACACGUACCAGGCCCAGGCCAUGGUGGACAUUGUCAAAGCCCUCAAGUGGAAUUACGUCUCCACCUUGGCCUCCGAGGGCAGCUACGGUGAAAGCGGGGUGGAGGCCUUCAUCCAGAAGUCCAGGGAGGAUGGCGGGGUCUGCGUGGCCCAGUCCGUGAAGAUCCCGAGGGAGCCCAAGCCCGGGGAGUUUGACAAGAUCAUCCGCCGGCUCCUGGAGACCUCCCACGCCCGCGCUGUCAUCAUCUUUGCCAACGAGGACGACAUCAGAAGGGUGCUGGAGGCGGCCAAGAGGGCGAACCAGACGGGGCACUUCAUCUGGAUGGGCUCGGACAGCUGGGGCUCCAAAAUUGCCCCGGUGCUGCACCUGGAGGAGGUGGCCGAGGGCUCUGUCACCAUCCUGCCCAAGCGGGUCUCAGUCAGAGGUUUCGACCGCUACUUCUCCAGCAGGACCCUGGACAACAACCGCAGGAACAUCUGGUUUGCCGAGUUCUGGGAGGAGAAUUUCCACUGCAAGCUGAGCCGGCACGCGCUGAGGAAGGGCAGCAGCAUCAAGAAAUGCACCAACCGGGAGAGGAUCGGCCAGGACUCCUCGUACGAGCAGGAGGGGAAGGUGCAGUUCGUCAUCGACGCCGUCUACGCCAUGGGGCACGCCCUGCACAACAUGCACAAGAACCUGUGCCCCGGCAAGGUGGGGCUGUGCCCCCGCAUGGACCCGGUGGACGGCGUGGAGCUGCUCAAGUACAUCCGCAGCGUCAACUUCUCAGGCAUUGCUGGGACUCCUGUGACAUUCAAUGAGAACGGAGAUGCUCCAGGGCGUUACGACAUCUACCAGUACCAGAUCAGGAACUCCACCCCUGAGUACAAAGUCAUCGGGCAGUGGACAGACCACCUGCACCUCAAGGUGGAGAACAUGCUGUGGCCGGGGGGUGGGAGCCAGCAGCCCAGCUCCAUCUGCAGCCUGCCCUGCAAGCCGGGCGAGAGGAAGAAGCUGGUGAAGGGCAUCCCGUGCUGCUGGCACUGCGAGCGCUGCGACGGCUACCAGUACCAGCUGGACGAGUUCCACUGCAAGCGCUGCCACUUCAACGAGCGGCCCAACGAGAACCACACCAGCUGCACGCCCAUCCCCAUCAUCAAGCUGGAGUGGAGCUCGCCCUGGGCCGUGGUGCCCGUGUUCAUCGCCAUCGUGGGCAUCAUCGCCACCCUGUUCGUGGUGAUCACCUUCGUGCGCUACAACGACACGCCCAUCGUCAAGGCGUCGGGGCGGGAGCUCAGCUACGUCCUGCUCACGGGCAUCUUCCUCUGCUACGCCACCACCUUCCUGAUGAUCGCCGAGCCCGACCUGAGCACCUGCUCCCUGCGCCGCAUCUUCCUGGGGCUGGGCAUGAGCAUCAGCUACGCCGCGCUGCUCACCAAGACCAACCGCAUCUACCGCAUCUUCGAGCAGGGCAAGAAGUCGGUGAGCGCCCCGCGCUUCAUCAGCCCCGCCUCGCAGCUGGUCAUCACCUUCAGCCUCAUCUCCCUGCAGCUCGUCGGCGUCUGCAUCUGGUUCAUCGUGGACCCGUCCCACUCCGUCAUCGACUACGAGGACCAGCGGACUACAAACCCCCACUUUGCCCGGGGCAUCCUCAAGUGUGACAUUUCGGACCUGUCCCUCAUCUGUUUGCUCGGGUACAGCAUGCUCCUCAUGGUCACCUGCACUGUGUACGCCAUUAAGACCCGCGGGGUCCCGGAGACCUUUAACGAAGCCAAACCCAUUGGGUUCACCAUGUACACGACUUGCAUUGUGUGGUUAGCCUUCAUCCCGAUAUUUUUUGGGACGUCGCAGUCGGCGGAAAAGAUGUACAUCCAGACCACGACGCUCACCAUCUCGGUGAGUCUGAGUGCCUCGGUGUCCCUGGGCAUGCUCUACAUGCCCAAGGUGUACAUCAUCCUCUUCCACCCGGAGCAGAACGUCCCCAAGCGCAAGCGGAGCCUCAAGGCCGUGGUGACAGCGGCCACCAUGUCCAACAAGUUCUCUCAGAAGGGAGGGUUCCGCCCCAACGGAGAGGCCAAGUCGGAGCUCUGCGAAAACCUGGAAACGCAAGCACUGGCCACCAAGCAGACCUACGUCAGCUACAGCAACCACGCCAUUUAGCUCCAGGAGGGGACAGGAGGGAGCCGAGCUCCUGCCACAGGACAGGGAGGUGGCAGCCGGGAGGACACGCCCCAGGGCAAAGCUCCUGGGGGAAAAAUGCCAUCAACAGCAGCAAAAAAAUCCAUCAAGAGACACUAAAACUCUUCCAGCGCCCACGGCGGCGAUGCAUGGCUCCCACGGAGGGAUGGUGGAGAGCGGGGAUGGAGCACGGGCAAGAGGGGACGGACUCCAGCAAGUCUUUGGGUUCUUUUUCUUUUUCCUGUAUUUUGGCAAAAAAAAAAAAAAAGAGAAAAAAAAUUAAGAGCCCCAACGUUUUCCCCUUUUCUGGAAUUUGUGAGAUUGUUUGUGGUUGUGCAGAGCCUUCUGUUUUCUCUUAUUAGGUUUUUUUUUAAGCCUCCAUUUUCUUUCGUUCCUGUCUUCCUCCGUCCCUCUUCACUCUCUACCCCAUAUCCUACCAAAUUCUAUAUGUUGCAAAAAGGAAAAAAUAAAUAAAAAUACUUAAAAUUUACAUUUAAAAAAAUAACAGACAGCAAAAUAAAAUAAAAUAAAAUCUAGACUGUGUUCAAAGUGCUGAUUUCUAUAGGUGGUUCCUUAAUGUAUGUGAUGACCAUAUGGAUUGAAAUAUGUCUGCUUUAUGUACUGACCAGUCAAAAAACAAAAACACAAAAAAACAAAGUUCAGUGCCUGGAUGUUUAUGAAUUAUUCGAUGACUGUGUAGAGCAUGAUCAUUUUUAUACGAGGAGAUUUCUAAUAAAAGACCCUGGUUUUGCACUCGGCGUUUGCUGUCUCUUGGUGGUCUCAUCUUGUCUCAUCUCCUGCUCACAUCUUCCUUGGUUUCAGGAGGUGCCAGGGAAGGUUUUGGGUGGCCAAAGCCUCUGGGAGAGCUCAGGGCUCGGUGUCCUUCCUCUCCAGACAUUCCUGGAGAUCCCAGGCGUGUGCAAACCCUGUGAGAGGGGAUGGGACAGGAGAGGGGAGCUCGGCGUGUCCCUGGCUCGGGGCACUGGGGUGGGUUUGGGUGGAAAGGGCUGAUUCCUCCUCAUUUCCCUUCCCUGAGCUGGGGGUGGAUGGAGCAGAGGGGAGGAGAUUUCCCAGGGUGUCCCCACAGCUUCAGUCCCCAUGCCUGGAGGGAUUUGUUUAAAAAGGGUGCAGAUGUGGCACUUGGGGACACGGUGGCCUUGGCAUUGUUGGGUUAAGGGCUGGGCUGGAGGAUCUCAGAGGGCUUUUCCAACCUGAAGAAUCCUGGGCUAACAAGGAUAACCCAAGCAGCUCUGCCUGGUGGGAAGGUUCCUCUCCCUGCCUGCAGCCUUUCCUUGGGCUGGCACAUGUGGGAGGGAUGUGGCUGUCCCCAGAGCCUGGGCUGUGCCUUUUGGGGACACUUUGGGGCAUUGCCUGCUGCUCUUUCUGUCUCUGGCCUGGGCAUUCCAAGUGUUCCCCUCUUGGAUUGGGGCUGGCUGUGCUUGUUGGCUGCUGGAUCAGGAGAGCAGGGUCCAAACCUGUCUCUCUUUUGGGAGAUGGAAAAGGAUGCAGAGAGGUGCUGGGUGCCUCCAGCUUCUGGACAAGCUUUGUUUCAUCUGCCCCAUAAAAUGCUGGAGCUGGUGGUGACCUGGCCCAGGAGGGGGUGCUGGGGUGGCUCCCUGUCCCUUUGUGCCUGUUCCCCCAACCCCAAAGUGCUGCUGUUUCCCCUCUCUGACCCUGUGUGAUGUCACCCCUGUAUUUUGCACAUUUCUGGAGCUGUUUGUGUGUUAAUCACAGCUCUGCCCUCAGCCUGGGGGGCUUGGGGGGCACCUGGGAGCCCCACGGGAGCUUCAGCCAGGAAUUGAUGCCAGAGAGAAACGCAGCCUCUCCCUGCCUGUGCACAGAGGACAGAGCCUGGCUGGAAGGCAGGAGUUAAAAAAGGGAAAAAAAAAAAAAAAGCAGUGUAAUGAAAAGCUCGAAACUUUGAUAAGAUCAUACUUGUCAAAAGAGCUUCUCAGGAGAAAAAGCUGCUCAGUCCCCGGCGCAUCCAUCACUGUCGGCUCGGAUGUGAGACACUGCCUGGUUCAGAGGGCUCUGAGAAAACCCCAGCUGAUGUCUCUGGUGCUGCUUCUGCUCUCAUGGUGUCACAAGCAGCUUCCACCCUGAAUUCUGCCUGAUAACGACUGGAAAGGCUGGCUCUGACUGAAUUCCAGCCUCCAGCUGCCUCCCCUCACUGUGCCUGUCAGGGGUGUCCUAACCCCUCCAGAGAAGCCCCGUU
Messenger RNA from Prinia subflava (tawny-flanked prinia), 5423 nucleotides. RefSeq names its product glutamate metabotropic receptor 4 (gene GRM4). The transcript is spliced from 11 exons. Bases 452 to 3190 code for a protein of 912 amino acids. Gene Ontology annotation, biological process: regulation of synaptic transmission, glutamatergic; G protein-coupled glutamate receptor signaling pathway. Gene Ontology annotation, cellular component: plasma membrane. NCBI's taxonomy places the organism in Eukaryota, Metazoa, Chordata, Aves, Passeriformes, Cisticolidae. The record is from RefSeq and is a predicted model, not a curated record. Gene Ontology annotation, molecular function: adenylate cyclase inhibiting G protein-coupled glutamate receptor activity.